Striga asiatica is the source of this 2073-nucleotide messenger RNA. The record is from the annotation of a GenBank genome assembly. Lineage: Eukaryota; Viridiplantae; Streptophyta; Magnoliopsida; Lamiales; Orobanchaceae.
AAUAAAGACGAGCAGGGACUAACAUCAUUGAUGAAAUCAUAGUCGAAGCAUACCUCCACUUAACUCCACAAGUCAUCGCCCCUUGCUUUAGUCCCCUCUCGUCCAUUUAACGACCAGAAAAUUAAAAAGACGAAAAGCGCAAAAUAGAGACACAUGUACUCAUGCACUGUGUGCCCAGUUGGCUACCAAGAUUUCCCCAAUGAUGAGAACAGAAUCUGCCUUUACAACAAAAGAAAUCAUCACGAGCUGAUGAUUGUCUGAUAUCUUCAUCAACAAAUGUAUUGAACGUUGACAAAUGAUUGCUUUUAUUUAGCAACCAAAACAGUGCAUCCUCAUAAUCAGAACAAGCCAUUAAGGUAGACUAUUGAGUCUGCACAUUUUUGCUCUGAUGGGGUCAGGAGAAGAUGGCACACCUACAAAAUCUUCGAAACCUGCAUCCUCAGUGCAGGAAGCAUCAAGUACACCUACUACACCUGCCUAUCCUGAUUGGUCGAGCUCUAUGCAGGCCUUUUAUGGUCCUGGAGCAACUCCACCUUUCUUUGCUCCACCUGUUGGCUCUCCAACUCCUCAUCCCUUCUUGUGGGGAGGGCAGCAUCCUCUCAUGCCACCUUAUGGAACACCCGUGUAUCCGGCUAUGUAUCCUCCUGGAGGAGUUUAUGCUCAUCCUAACAUGGUUAUGAAUCCAGGUAACGUACAUGGAACUGCAGAAUUGGAUGGAAAAGCCAACGAUGGGAAGGACCGUCCUUCAAGCAAAAAAACCAAAGGGGCUUCAGGGAAUAAUGGCUCAAUUGGUUUAAAAACCGGAGAUGGUGGAAAAGCAACUUCUGGCUCUGGAAAUGAUGUUGGAACUCAAAGUGGUGAAAGUGGGAGCGAAGGUUCAUCAGACGCAAGUGAUGAUAAUAAUCAGGAUUUCUCAAAGACCAAAAAGGGAAGCUUUGACCAGAUGCUCGUGGACGGAGCAAACGCGCAGAACCAUUCCGUCCAAUCUAGUUUGCAGCCAUCGGCAGCCGGAAAUCCGGUAGCAUCUGUGCCUGCAACUAAUCUGAAUAUAGGAAUGGAUUUGUGGAAUGCAUCUCCUGCUGGCUCUGGUUCUAUGCCAAUGCGCCCAAAUCAAAAUGUGCCUCCACAUGUGGCUCCAUCUGGCAUGGAUGAACGUGAAUUAAAAAGGCAGAAGAGAAAGCAAUCCAAUCGGGAGUCUGCUCGAAGGUCAAGAUUACGCAAGCAGGCUGAGUGUGAAGAGCUACAGCACAGAGUGGAGGUGUUGAAUAACGAGAAUCAUACUCUCAGAGAUGAGCUGCGUAGGCUUUCUGAGGAAUGCGAGAAACUCACCUCCGAAAAUAUCACCAUUAAGGAAGAGCUAGUUAGGUUGUACGGCCCAGAGGCUGUGUCUAAACUAGAGGAUAACAACCCAACAGCACAUGAUGGUCAGUCUCGUGAUGAGGAUGGUAACUGAUAGGAGAGAGCAGCCGAGCAAAGUUGGAAGACAAACUAUAGUUAGGUUAAAUAAAGUAAAAGCUAUAUUAAUGGCGCCUACUAAUCUUUUACAGCGUCUAACCAUAUAUCAGUACCGUUAAUCUGCAUGUGUCUCAGAUUGCUUUUCUUUAAGGCUUUGGAUGUUUAUGUUGUUUGAGUUGUAUCCGUACUUUACCAUACUAUACUGUCCUGUUUGACUGGUGUAGGAGUUUGAAGGUCAUGCUAUGUUGUUUGUGCUACUCUUAUGAUUACAGAAAUUCAUAUGUUGUGUGCAAAUUUGUUUUCUAAAUCAACUGUUUGAUUUUCUAUCCUCAUUCGAGGCCACGAGAAUAUCCAAGAAUAUUUUCAAGGAAAUAUUCCCUCUUAAUAUAGUUUCAAAACGUGCUGAGUACGCUUCGGAAAUUCUUCAGCUUUUGGUUCGGAUAUGGUUGUUUCGCACGCUUCGGAAGUUUACUUGGCAACAUUACAUGCUUCGGUUUUUGUUCGGAUAUGGUUGUUUCGCACGCUUCGGAAGUUUACUUGGCAACAUUACAUGCUUCGGUUUUUUGUUCGGAUACAAUUCCCUAAUUGUUUAAAAUAAAAUACUUAAUAAAUAGAAUU